GCUGGUCCCAGAUUUUCAUAUUGCUUCCUCAGGCGUUUGAUGUUUUUAAUAUUACUGUGUGCAAAUAAUUUGUUUUCUCGUUUUACUUAAGCUUUUUGUUGCUAACAUAAAAGGCUAAAUUCUGGACAGCAUCAAAGAGUAUUAAAUUCCGUGUUUGGCUGUACUUGAUGCUCGCGAGUUCUGUCAGUCGAGUGACCAGUUUGUGGACAUUUUUAUAUUCAAUAUCGAUGUAAGCUUUAUAGUCUUCAAUGGCGGUGAAGCUACUUUAUAUUGGUGAGUAGUAACUUUUUUUAUCUUUCUAGCUUUAAUGUAGCCUUAUAGAUCACUACAUAAAUAAUAAAUAUACUGUGCCUCGUUGAAUUGAUAUCAAAACACUCCUCAGGUGUGUAGUAAACUUGAAAUAGUUGUGUUGUUCUUUAGGAGCGGAGUUUAAAAAAACCCUUAUGAGGUCAAUUAUAAAUUUUUAGAGGAAUUUUAUGGGGGUGGAAAACGAUUUUAGGGGUUUUGUUGAAACAAGAAAUACCUUAUCAUGACAGAUUUUUCUUUGUGGGAUGAGGUUGGAGGGAUGUAUUAUGCACCUCAAGCAGGGGGUGGGUGGUGGGGGGAGGGAGAAGGGAAGGGCAUAAUACUAAUUAACAGACAAGAAAUUUUUAUUUCACAUACCUUUUAAGUUGAAUGUUUCAAACGAGGAAGGGCAAGCUUACAUUACACUGCGAGCAGAGAUGUGUAACCCAAAGAAUCAUAUCGCAUUUGCAGAAAAUGCAAACAGAAAAUUGACGGUGCUAUUAAGAAGGUAGAAGCAGCCGACAGAUUUUUUCAACUGAUAUGGAGUUAAGGACUCGAUGGUAGGAAUGUUAAAAUCUUUUAAAGCCUUCUGAACCACUUCGUCGAAACUUUCAUGGGAGAAAGCCAUCUUCCACUUCUUGUAUAUCAUCACGGGCUCAGUUUAGCAAAGCUGCCUAUUACCCGUGCUUCACCCUCAAGGGGUUUACAUCGAUAGGUGCAUUAAAUAUCAGAGUCUGAAUGAGCUGCCUCCCCUAAUUACCUGAAGUAAUCUGUGGCAAUCUGAAGCAUACACUACCAACUGGACAACAAGAAAAUUUUGGGGUACACCAGUCAAUUUUGCUUAUUCCAUCUCCAUACGCUUGCUGAGAACUGUAUCAAAGUUCCCAGCCAACAGCUACCACUUUUUGUGUUUGGUGAAGCUGGUGCUUUAAGGAGUGCUUUUGCACUAGCCUUGGCGGCAAAUGGCAGGGUUCGUGAUCCCAAGUGAGAUCUCUCACCCAGGCCUCUACAAUGCUGAUGAGUGCUAAUGAGAACAUUGGAAUCAGCUAGCCUGCAUGUCCAUGGCUACCACUGCCUGCACUUGUUCUGCUGUGUGCAUGUGUAAGGUACUAGCGAUACUGUGGAGUUGUUAGUGUGUGCUUCAGUGCUGAAAUUGGUACCAAUUAUAUGGGUCAGAGUGGUCCAAUUAGGCACUUGGCUCUGUUUGCUGAAGUUGCUGCUGCAAAGCUGCUUUGAUGCUUGAACCAUAUAUAACAAUACUAUGAUUCCAGCUAACCAGAAAUAUGCAAAUUUUCCACAUUAAUGUAAUCAGGUUUACCAAGCUUAUGCAGGGUUCUCAAUAGAAGGCGGCACCCGGCGAUUGAUCGCCGCUUACUUUGGGAUUUAUAGCCGCUUACUUUGUGUUUAAGUCGCUUUUCUUUGCUUUGUUUUCACACCUCUGGCUUUGCUGAAGAGCCUCCUACUUUAUCAGUGAUCACCUCCUACUUAAAAAUCUAUUGAGAACCCUGUUAUGUACUUGUAUUGCCCUCAAAAAGCUUAAACCCAGCCUGAUAUUAAUUUGCUUGAAGUACAGGGAUGUAACAACAAGACCAUAUCAACAUCAAGUCUAUUUAUUUAUCAUGAAAAUUUUCAGGUGUGCUGAUUUUGGCAUUUAUGAAGACAUGGGCUUUUGGUAAAGGUAAAAUAUUGUAAUCUUUAAGGGGAAAUUCUGGAUGCCUUUGACUGACACUGUGAUAAUGGGACAGUAUGGAACAGGGUAGUCAGCGGGGGGAGGACUGGGGGGCAAGGAAAAUGUUUUCUAAACAGAUCAACAGAUUUUGUGAACUUUCCACUUGACCUAAUAAGUGAAAGCCACUUAUCACUGACAGAUAGUGGAUCUUCGCUGAAUGAACCCAAAUUAAAGUUGACAGACUUCUGUGGAGUCACUCUCUAUGUGCCACACCCUAAUUAUAAGCUUUUUGUCAGAGUGGCCAUCUUGACCAUCAAGGGCCUUCCUUUUGCACUAGAAACAGAGUGAUUGACUAAGGAAUCCUAAGCUUAUGAUAGAACAGAGUUCCAUCCUGUAUGCAAUAAUCAAUGACAUAAAAAAGGACGUUUUGGAUAUUUUGGGGGUUGGUAUUUUCUAUCGACAUUUUCUUUACCGUGGUUCAAAAAAGGAACUCAGGUUUCUGUUACUUUGGGAACAAACUCAAACAAGACCACCAGAACUUAUAAAUUUAAAGAUUUAAAAUGAUGUUGAGUUUUAUUGGCGAAUGAAUUUUCAAAUUAAAGGCAGGCUCUUUUGCAGUAUACCUAACCUGUUGUUGGCUGAUUAAUGUUGGAAGGGCCCCUUGCUGAGUUCUUUGUUCUAUUACUGCCCCAUUCCAGAUGUUUAAAAUUUUUUUUGUGAUACGGUGAAACUUUUGUGCUUGUAAAAUGAUAUCCCAUUCUUUGAGAUGUCUCAAAUUUCCUUGGAUGCCACAGUAGCUAGAUAUGGGAUUUCAAAAAUAAUCAAAGGCCUGUUGGAGAACACAGACCCAUUUGUAGGAGGAGGGCAUGAGGGGGGUAUGAACACCGCAAAACCCCACAGAAAUAUGUAUAAACAUCGCACAGAAUAACAUAAGAAAAUCACAAACUGAGCUUGGUUUUGUAAAACCUCAAUACCGCAACUUAAAGUAAAGAUUUCCGCAAAACCGCACCAAAUAUCAAGCAAAACCGCAUCACUGCAAACCCUUAUGCCCCCCUCAUAGGUGUACCAGUAUCCUACUCCUAAGAACAAAGCACCAAUUAAAGUUCUUAAAAACGAAUUUUAAUGAACAGUAAUUGACAGUGGUACAUUUAUGUUUAUAUUUCUUAUAGAUUGGGAGUGUAUUUCGAACAAAACUUUGGAUGCCCCUGGGUCACCUACAGAAACCACCUUUUACCUCCCUUAUCCUCCUUUUGGCUUUCCUUUGAAGUCCUGUGGAUGGUUCAUCACCGCUCCUGAGAAUCAUAUUGUUAAGGUACAAUUUUCAAAAUCCUUGUUGCUGCUUGAAUACAGCAUUGUUAUGGUUUAUGAUGUGGAUGGCUCAGAUCUCCACUUUGCGGACCGCCCAUCUUACUCGACGGUUUUCUCAAAGUAUCGACAUCUGUACAUUGUUUUUAAAUAUCACAAUAAAGAUGUCAUCAAGGAGAAGAUAGUUGUUGGUUACACAGCCUUUAAACCAGGUAUAAAACCACUUUUAUCUUUUUGUCAUAGACUUAGUUAUACUCUUUUUACAGGCUGGCAUUAUGUCUACUGAAGUUGUGCCACUAGGAUAGGCUCUGCCAGGCUCUCACAUAGUAAGGGACAAUAUAAAAACAAUGCGAAGUAAAAAUAACAUCUGUGCCUGUAGACAGAGACAGCACCCUAGGUGCAAUAGGCCAUCUGCACUAAGAGGUCAUGUGAUAUCGUUUUUUUGAAAAUGAAAGUUAUAUGAUUUUGCCUUCUCAAAACCAUUAGUGGGUCAUAUCUAAAAGAAAAUAAUAGUUAUGUGGUUUUUUAAACCCGUACCAUUUUCUUAAAAUGAGUGGUAAGUUAUGAGUGGUAAGUUCGUAGCUGGUCACGUGACCAAAAUGUGAUUUUUGAAGUUAUGAAUUAUCUCUCUCUGAACUCAAAUUUUGCACUUAAACUUCAACGAAAAUGUUGAAAAUAUGAUUUGGAAACGUUUACAGCACAUCUGAGCGUAACUAUCAAACGUUUAACAAGAUAUAAGCUAAAAGUAGUUUUGGCCGACAAGUUGGCGGCCAAUACAAAUCUUACUACUUUGUUGAAAAAUAAAAGUGCCAUGAAAUAUCUCCCUUAAAUGCGCUUCCUCUCAAAUUUCGGGUAUAAGAUAAUUUUUAUGUGCUCUGUCAAUUUUUGGCAUAAGCGAGAUUCCAACUCAUUGUUUAAAGGAAGCGUUGGUCACGUAACCUCUUAGUGCAACAAGUGGCCUAUUUCAAUGCUUGAGUUCGUAUCGAAACGACUGUGUAUCGAAAUGACCGGUUAGAGGAUUGUAGGAACAAGCCAAAGGCAAGACGAGGCACCUGCCUCAUCUAGAUUUGAACCCACAGUUAAAAAUUUUUGCUGGUAAAGUAGACACCAGUUGACUGACAUUGAUCUUUUGCUGAAGAAUACCUCGAAAGAAGCACGUUUUAGAGCUUCUAGAUUGAAAACUUUUCUUUGGGGCGUGCUCUCGUCCCUCGACCAUACCAAAAGUCUGGCUAUAGCCUUGAGCUAGCCUGUUCCAGGCUCUCAGAUAGUGGGGAAGUCGCGAAAGUGAUUGGCUUGCGAAAAGUUGGCGGGGCGUUAUUUUCGCGUUCGCGCUGUCUCAAUUCAGCGGACCCGAGUAUCUAGGAGCCUGGACCAGGCUAGCUUUAAGCAGACCGAUUUGUUGGUAUAAAAACAGACAACUUAUAUACUACCAUGUAGAGCAAUUUUAUCUUCGCGUUUUGAAGAAUCAGACUACAACUGGCGCAGACAGACGAGUCAAACCCAGUCGGUAUACACGUGCACGCGGAAAAAGAGUCGAUUGAUCAAUAUGAUGAAAGUAUCAUAUUGUAUAGCCCAUCACAAAGCGUUUAAGCGCUAAAUAUUAUUUGGAGUUAUUUGGGGCGCUCAUGCCAAGGAGGGUAUUGGAGGGGACGGUUUCUUCCCAAAAACCCGCAACGAGUACCCCCAGGGGAAAUCUACAUGGGGGUAAUAAUUUUCUGCGGCGUGAUUAUUUCUUACUGACGUUUCUCCGUUGCAACGUUGCAAGUGACAGUAUUAUUGAUAGUACUUCUCGUCUUUAAACAGGGAGGGUGUGCUCAACUCAGAAUUCCUACGAUCAAAACAAAAACAUCUUGCUCAGAAACCCGUCUGGUGUGAUAAAGACUCCGGGCUUUCCGUUGGGGUACUCCAACAACUCAGUCCGCGAUUGCUAUUGGAAGUUAAUAGCUCCGAAGGGAAAAGUAGUGCGCUUGACGUUCGAAACCUUUCAACUCCAUCCUGGCGACGAGGUUGAAAUUAAUAAUGGCAGGUAUGACUGGUAUCCAUGGGUACUCAACAAAAGGAACACAGAACCUUCAUUUACAGUAUUCUCAACAGAACGCGAGCUUGGUAUUCGUUUUGACAUAUAUGGGAAUUAUCAUCACGGUAGUGCUACGGGAUUCGCUGCGAAUUACUCCAUGAUACCUGGGGGUAAGAAAAGUUUUUAAACUUGGGUCAUUAGACGUUUCUGGGAAACUGUCCACCUACCCCUCCCCUAAGCCGUCAUGAAACUGUCCACCUACCCCUACCCUAAGCCGUCAUGAAACUGUUCACCUACCCCUCCCCUAAGCCGUCAUGAAACUGUCCACCUACCCCUACCCUGAGUCGUCUUUAACACUUACUUCUCACUUACGGCAAAAUGUUGGCUUAGGGGAGGGGUAGGUGGGCAGUUUCCCAGAAACGUAAAAUGAUCCCCAAAGGGCUUGCUCUGCGAAGCAAUGUACUCGUGACAUACCCUUUCAUCAUAACCAGUCUGUUCUUCUUAGUUUCCUCAGAAGCUUGCUUAACCAAAGAGAACCGUACUAUGUACUCAGGUACACGGAGAGUGGAGGAGCUUUUAACACUGGGCUAUCCACGAAUCCCUAGGGAUGGUGACAUAACCCUGUUAAAAUAACUACUCUGUUUUUCUUAGUUUCCUCAGGAGCUUGCAUACCCAAAGAGAACAGUAGCAUGUACAUACGUGGAGAGGGGAUGAGCUUUUCUACACGCGGCUAUCCACGAAACCCUGGGGUUGGAACCUGCAGUUGGAAUAUCAGUGCCCCGCUUGGGUACUUCAUAAAGCUCUCUUUUUGGAGAUUCUUGGGGUUGUGCAACCAGAGCUAUGCGGAAGUGUUUGAUGUUUCGAGCUCCACUACUGCGUUUUUAGGAAAGUAUUGUGAUUAUUAUUUAAACAAAACUAUGAUUUACUCAAAAGGAAAUAACGUAAUCGUUAAGUUUUCGCAACUUUCAACUUCACCUGAACAAGGCGGGCUGAUAGCAACGUACGAAGCUUUAAAGACGGUCCCAGAGCGGUACUCUUGUUCCAGAGAAAACACACGCAUCAACCUUCGGGGCCUUCAUGGUCAACUCGCAAGUUUAGACUAUCCUCUUCUGUACACUAACAAUGUUGCAUGCUCAUGGGAUAUUGAAGUUCCGACAGGAUAUCUUAUCCAGCUCACCUUUCAUUCAUUUGAUCUGGAAUAUUCUCCAGAAUGUCGAGCGGACUAUGUGGAGAUUAAACAGGGUAUGGACAUUUCCUGGUCCACUGUUAUCGGAAGGUACUGUGGAACAUCUCUGCCUCCAGUUCUUCUCUCAAACUACCCCAAAGUUUACGUUGACUUUGUAGCCAAUAGCUUGGCAAGAUAUCGAGGAUUCCACGCCAGCUUCACUGCAGUGCCCGACCGUAAGUAAAGCUGGUUUUUAGUGCCUUAACGCUUUAUAACAAAGCCAUAAGAGUAAUCAGCAUACUGAUACCUUAACAAUUUCUCCCCACUACUUCUAUGGGAAACGUAUAGAGAAAACAAUUGAGAAUUUAAAUUUUGAUAUUAAGGUUUAAAAGGUUAAUGGUGCAUUUUGAGGUUGCGCUUGAGUCUGGGGCGGUGUUUUGCACCUUUUCUUUUUUGUCCAUGCAGCUGAAUUGCCGAUACUCUGUGGCGAAGUUCGUUUCUCAAUCAACAAUAUCAACAAAUUUAUUUCACUGCGCUAGCCAAACACAGCAAAAGCUGAUUACAAACAAAUAGAAACAGUUAUGGUGUUCACAACAGCUACAAAAUUUCAGAGAAUAAUUAAUUACGUAAAAAUUUAUGCAUUAUAGCUAGUUCUACUAUAUAUGUUGGUGUAAUGUUUUUGUAGGCGCCUUUUCAAACGCAUCGUUUGAUACGUUUAUAGAUAUAAUAAGCCUUCUAGCUCAUAAAUGAUGGAUGUGCUGUUAAUCUACGUUGACUAAAAGACGUGUUUUAGAAAUGAAAGUGAGGACUUGUCGGCGCCAGGCAAAGUAGUUUUCGUUCUUGUGUGCUGUUAAGCAUGUUUAAACGGAAGAAAAAUCGUUAUUUAGAGAAACAUGGAGAAUUUUUAUCAUGAUAUUUACUAACUAUAAAAUGUUUGAGAGCAAGCAAGGUGUAUUAAGGGCGAAGCGAGCGGAAUGGCGAAUGCCACACUUAAUUGACCCUCGCCAAAGAAGUUAUCAUCCUUGUCCAUGUAUUUGGAGUAAUGUAUAAUUUUUCUUUCUUUUGAUUGCCUUUUUCAACUGCUUGCUUUAAUUUAUAGCGUCUGUAGGGCCCUGCAAUAGCAAAGGAACCAUUACCAUGUCUGGUAAAAGAGGACGACUAUUCUCACCUCGUUAUCCCAAACCAACCCCUCCCAGAAGUAUCAACUGUACGUGGAUGAUAACAGUCCCCAAAGGAAAUUUUGUGAAGUUGCGAUUAACCUCUAUCAAGUUAGACGUAGAUUGCAGCCCUCAUUCCACCUUCGAAAUUCGUGACGGUCAAAAUUCCUCCAGCCGCUUGUUGAGGUCAAUCUGUGAGCAGCCGUUUUACGGGUCCUCCUACUUCUCUAGUGGUCGCCAUAUUUGGGUUUGGUUUCAGAGUCCGAAGCAGGAUUGGACUUACUACUUCACGUUCAGCGCAGAGUUUGAGGCGGUCACACAAUGUAAGUACGGUCGACCUUAUUCCCGACACCCGCCAUCUUUGUACGCCCUUGGGGAUUGAUGGGAUAAAAAUGAUGUCACGUGAUUUCUCAGGAGGAUAAAUGGUGAUAAACAAGAAAUCACGGUCGAGUUUGUUUAUUCUAGUCGGCAGAAAAUAGACAACUUUUUAUCUGAAAAACGAUAAUGGCAAAUUAUGGGUGGAGCCAAGAGCCAUACCCUAUUAUGGCUCUUGGUGGAACUGAACAUUGUUACCUUUUUGGACGGAGUAGCGACCGUAAUUGCAAUUGGGACAAAAGUUUAUUAGUGUAAUAGCUGUGGCGAAUGCAUCAGACUAAACUAAACAAACUGAACUAGAUGUCCUCAAAGCAAGCAAUAAUGACGUGUAAAAAUGGUCGAAACUAGAUCUGUACAUUUUGCAUGACUAAAAUCGUCAAGUGGUUUGAGAGAAUAAACUAACUCGAUCGCGAUUACUUGUAUAGACCUCUUUCGUAAUGACGGUCUAUUGAUAUAAAAUAGGUCGAGGUCAGAAAGGCUAAUUGUCAUACAUAUAAAAGAAUAUAUCAAUAAGCCGCCAUUAUGAAAGAGGUCUAUUUGAAAACUUUUAUCACUUGUUUGCCCCCUGAAAAUACCAUUUGACAUUGCCUGUAUCCCAUCAAUCUUAAAGCGCGUACGAAGAUGGUGUUAUCGUAAAUAAGGUUACUUGACUUUACUGGUGUUAUUCCCUGCUAGCAAAGGUCUAUCACGGUAAGAGAAAAAGGGAGAAGGGAGAGACCCCCCGACGCCUUUUUUUUUAAGGUAGCCGCCGACCGCAUUUGUGGUCGAAACUUGCUGGUUUUCAAAACCGGUUUCGUUUAACAUGGAAUGCGUUCGCCCUGUUUGGACUGCACGCUAAAAAUUUUCUGAGCGCACAGUUGUUAUCGCGUAAACCGGUUCUAGAAGUUGUGUCGCAAGUGACUAAAGAGUUGCUUGUUAUUAAGGAAACGCCAGUGCAUGCGCGAUAUAAAAUACAUCGGAGGCCGGCAUCUUUCCCUUCCUUCUUCUCUUGCCAUGAGACACCUCUGCUAACAGGGAACUAGUAUUACCACUCUCUCUCCCGCUGAAAACCAUUGAAACCCUUUAAGAUCCGCUUUACCCUCACAAUGAUCAUAACUUAAUUAACUGUGUCUAAGGCGCAGGUUCUAAUCAUUUUUUAACUUUGGACCAUUCUAUUUCUAGUGCCAGCGUCUUAUUCCUGCACUGCAAAUAACCGCCAUGUGGAACUGAAUUCUGAAUCCGGAACCCUGGCCAGCUAUAACUACCCUCUGCCAUACGACGACUAUGGCAGUUGCUCUUGGAUCAUUCGCGUGAGUGGGAAUAAGCAGAUUGAACUGUCAUUUGAUGCCUUCAAUCUAUCAGAAGCCAGCCCAGACUGUCUGGAUUUCCUGCAGAUAUCAAAUGACCCUGAUGAGGUUGAUCUUUCGCCAAAACUUUGCGGGUCGAAGAUUCCCUCGUCUUUCACUUCAAAAGGAUCAGCUCUGUCACUAUGGUUCACUUCUAGUGGCCAGACGAAAUAUCCCGGAUUUAAAGCGAGAUAUAAAACUAAAUGUAAGUACUGUAUAUAUAAAGUAUUCCCCGAUUGUAUUCAUGCCCCAAGCGCUUCGUAUUAGCGCCGUGUUAUGGUAGUACUCUCCUAGAACUCUGCAAGAGAGAAUGAAGUCAUUAAGACAAAGUAAGUGGAAAGUGUUGAUCAAAAACAUUUCAAGAAUGUAAAUCUUUGAAGUAGCCUGGGACCAGGCUCUGCAGUGGGAGUAAAAGCGAAACAAAAAUCGUCGAGGGCGACGAAGAAAUCGGCGAGCCAACCGAGCCAAGCCGUAGUCUGGGGAGGUGUAAAGGUGGCGCCGCCCUUUCACCCUCCCCAGUCCCCCACUCGGCUCACUUUGCUCGCCGAUUUUUGCUGUUUCACCUCGUUUUUUUGCUUUUUCUCCUCACUACGGAGCCUGGUCCCAGGCUGUUGGAGUGACAGUUUGAUAUAACGGCUGUCAAACUUCAAGUUUUUGUCACGUUCACGUGAAGGUAGACCGAGUGGUCACGGAAUCGACAGACAAAAAUAAUCUUCGUAGUAGGCGUGCGAACUUUUAAUAGGUUUCAAAGAAUUAUCUUAGGGCACGGAGACUCGCCCUCUUCCCUCUUUCUCUCUUGUUAAGAUUUAUAGAAAUAAGGAGUUAUAAGAGAAAAGCUCAUAUUUCGUAAUAUACAACAUGGCAUCGACCCCUUUCUGGUAUGCCCUAGUAAGUUGUAUUCAAAAUAAAUUAACGUCAUUUUGUUGGCUUUUUAGGGGCUCCGUUAGCCAUUUUGAAGAUUGUGGGGAUUUGUCUCGGAACAGCUACUGCCUGUGUAUUGAUUGCAAUUGUAGGAUAUAAGUGCAUCAAGUCACGACGUAAUGAGUCUCGACGUGAUGCUGACUGCGUUCCUCUACAGGAGCAGACAAUCGUAGCUUAAGUGAGCUCUACUUGAGAUCAUAACUACAUACACUGCAGCUUUCGGGUUAAGUAAAGCGAAUACCCCGUUAUGCUGAUUUUGAAAUCAGGGGCCCGUUUCUCGAAAGUUGAGAUGAUCACCGGACUUUUGCAGAUAACAUGAUAAAACUGACAGUUAACUAAACAAAAUGCAGGGGUUUGUUGGCUUAGACCCGCGUUUUUAUUCUUUAGAUCUGGAGUUACCGGAACAGGACGUGACCCUGGAUAUCGUAAACAGUAGUGAGCUAAGAAUGGCUAUUUAAUGGUAUUUCAACCCACGGGCAACCUCGACAAGUUUUCUUAACGUAUUGCUUUGACUUCACGCAAUCGUGAGGAAGUGAGAACGAGGGAGAGUUCGGCUAUCUUUUUUUUCUUUCCCUUUGAUUUUCAAAAGAAAAUAAUGAAAAAGGAAGCUAUUUAAAGGGUCCCCUGUUUUUGUUGUCAGUUGUCAGAAAAGGCAAGCAUAAAAUGCAUUGCCCGAGCAUCAGGCGAGAGGGGCUUUUGAGGUCUCCUCUCCCUAAACUCCCCUGGGAGGCCUGGUACUUUGGAUUAUAAGAUGUUUGAAGGUGUCAGGUCGCUGUUAAAAAUUGGC
This is a messenger RNA of Porites lobata, 11006 nucleotides long. NCBI's taxonomy places the organism in Eukaryota, Metazoa, Cnidaria, Anthozoa, Scleractinia, Poritidae. The record is from the annotation of a GenBank genome assembly.